Eutrema salsugineum is the source of this 1303-nucleotide messenger RNA. RefSeq names its product heptahelical transmembrane protein 1. Gene Ontology annotation, cellular component: membrane. Bases 176 to 1171 code for a protein of 331 amino acids. Lineage: Eukaryota; Viridiplantae; Streptophyta; Magnoliopsida; Brassicales; Brassicaceae. The record is from RefSeq and is a predicted model, not a curated record. The transcript is spliced from 3 exons. Gene Ontology annotation, biological process: response to hormone. Gene Ontology annotation, molecular function: signaling receptor activity.
CCUCAAAUUCAAUUCACAUUUUUAAUACUAUUAACUUCAAUAAUAAUAAUAAUAAUAAAUCUUUUUCAUUAUAUAGUUUCUUCUCAUCUCAGAUCUUCUACUAUCUUCCUUUCCAUUGAUCUUCAGAUCAAACAUCAAGUAUUUCUUGUCUCAAAUAAUCGACACUAGAGCUCAUAUGGACCAAGAUGGUCAAAAAGACGAACCAGAAACGGUGUCGUGUGGCAACAGCAAGUGCAGGAGCAAGAUAGUCCCUGGAGAUGAUCACGAUGGAGACGAAAACAGCGGUACGAAGAAAAGAAAGAAGAAGAAAUCGCAGAAGACAACAAAACGACGUGAACUAAUGUCGUUUAGUGAGCUUCCAGAAUACAUGAGGGAUAACGAAUUUAUAUUGAAUUAUUACAGAGCUGAUUGGUCCAUUAGAGAUGCUUUCUUCAGCGUCUUCAGUUUCCACAAUGAGUCCCUCAACGUUUGGACGCAUUUACUUGGUUUCAUCUUAUUUGUGGGACUAACCGUCGCCAACAUUAUGCAUCACGAUAAAUUCUUCCCCGUGGAUGCAAAGAGUCCAGGGAAUGUAACAAGAUGGCCAUUCUUCGUCUUCUUAGGAGGCUCAAUGUUCUGCCUACUCGCAAGCAGCAUUUGCCACCUCUUCUGUUGCCACUCCAAAGACCUUAACGUCUUCCUCCUCCGCAUAGACUAUGCCGGUAUCACCGCCAUGAUCAUCACUUCCUUCUUCCCACCAAUCUACUACAUCUUCCAGUGCACUCCUCGUUGGUACUUCAUCUACCUCGCAGGCAUCACCUCUAUGGGAAUCUUCACGAUCAUCACCCUCUUCACUCCAUCACUUUCCUCUCCCAAGUACCGCGGUUUUCGAGCUUUGCUUUUCGCCUCAAUGGGGCUGUUCGGGAUCGUACCAGCAGUCCAUGCGCUAGUGGUCAACUGGGGAAACCCGCAAAGGAACGUGACGCUAGUGUACGAGCUGGCUAUGGCAGUAUUCUAUCUUGUUGGGACAGGGUUUUAUGUAGGGAGAGUGCCUGAGAGGCUUAAACCGGGAUGGUUUGAUCGUGUGGGACAUAGUCAUCAGAUAUUCCAUGUGUUCGUUGUGUUGGGUGCUUUGUCUCACUAUGCAGCUGCUCUCUUGUUCUUGGAUUGGCGUGACCAUGUUGGUUGUUAAACCAUAAAUAUUUGUAAUUCUUUUGACGAUCAAAAAUAUAUUAUUAGUUUGUUUGUAUCACAUCAAUCACGUGGAAAAAAAAUUGUAUAACCCAUUUUUUUUUAAUUGAAUUGUCAUUCGACGUGUGCUAUA